AUGUACUUGACUGAGGAAUAUCUUCCCCCACCUCCAAAACCCUCUGUGGUAACUCCUCAACCUGUAAUGGCAGUUAAUAUAAGAGGUCCAAUGCCUUCUGUAGCACCUGUAAUGGUAGUACCACCUGUAAUGAUGGCUCCUCGUCCUGCAAGCUUCAUGCCUGGCCCUCAUGCACCCCAUGUUCCAAGAAUUAUGGUCCUUCAGCCACCUCAAAUAGCGCCUGAUGGGGCAGACACUUUCACUGACCUUCCAGUAACAGAUCCAGUAUCUGUUGUUAAAGCUAAACCUCAUGAAGAAAUUGGUUUGCCCCCAGGUAAGCAUAAGUUGGCAAGAGAUGGAUUGUUCUUCAAGGAUUCACAGUCUUUGACUUAUUACAAUGUUGGAUCUGGAACUGUUAUUCACAGUUGA
Macrobrachium nipponense is the source of this 408-nucleotide messenger RNA. Its product is annotated as splicing factor 3A subunit 1-like. Gene Ontology annotation, biological process: regulation of alternative mRNA splicing, via spliceosome; mRNA cis splicing, via spliceosome. Gene Ontology annotation, molecular function: RNA binding; protein binding. The record is from RefSeq and is a predicted model, not a curated record. Gene Ontology annotation, cellular component: catalytic step 2 spliceosome; U2 snRNP; U2-type prespliceosome. The coding region runs from base 1 to 408 and encodes 135 amino acids. Lineage: Eukaryota; Metazoa; Arthropoda; Malacostraca; Decapoda; Palaemonidae. The transcript is spliced from 2 exons.